This is a messenger RNA of Penicillium maclennaniae, 2277 nucleotides long. Its product is annotated as putative GARP complex subunit (Sac2). Gene Ontology annotation, biological process: Golgi to vacuole transport; endocytic recycling; retrograde transport, endosome to Golgi. Gene Ontology annotation, molecular function: syntaxin binding. The record is from RefSeq and is a predicted model, not a curated record. NCBI's taxonomy places the organism in Eukaryota, Fungi, Ascomycota, Eurotiomycetes, Eurotiales, Aspergillaceae. Gene Ontology annotation, cellular component: GARP complex. The transcript is spliced from 8 exons. Bases 1 to 2277 code for a protein of 758 amino acids.
AUGUAUAAUGUCAACCAAAGCAAUCCUUCUGGUCGUCGGGGAAAAUCGCCGAUUGUACUUACUGGUGUCCUUCUCCUCCUCCUUGAAGAGCUUGGUGAUACGCUGGCCAAUCUCGUUGUCGGGAAGCUUGACAUCAUCCUUGGUGUCACCGUCCUCCUUCAUCAGGGAAAGGUAACCAUCAUCGGUAAUGUCGAGCUGGAAAACGAAUGUCCUUAUACGGCGAACAACGGGGACGUCCAUGUUGUGGGUGGAGGGGGACAGAUCCUCGAGCUUCUUGCCAGUGAAGAUAUCGAUGGCGGUGAUGUUAACCUUGGCGUGACCGUGCUUGCCAGUCUUGGAGGUGGACAUGGCGACAAUCUUGCAGGGGCGACCCUUGAUAACGACGUGACCACCCUGGCGCAGAGCAGAACACUGAGUGGGCGACUCGACGACAUCUCUUCCGGGAACGGGAAGACCUUCCAAUGGCGUAGGACUAAGCAAACAAGUGCGCAGCGAUUGCGCCCGGCUGUUGUACCUGACCCGUUAGAGGUAUUGAACGGGAUCAUUGGCAAGGAGAAACAGGAAAAGGACAUUCCACAAUUGUCAACCCUGCUGGAAAGACCAGCAGAGCUGGUUGAGGCCAUCAAUUUUGAGGGACUGAGCCUGGAGGAGUUUGCGGUCUCAGCCGAUCCGAUACCGACUCGAGAGGCCCCGGGCAACGAGAUCAACGCCCAGACGGUCCAGCAGUUCGAACAGGAGCGAGACAAGUUUGAGGAGCUGCACACGUCUAUUGCCGGCUGUGACGAUGUGUCCAAGUCAGUGGAGCUGUAUUUGAAUGACUUCCAGACCGAGCUGGGGGCGGUGUCGGCGGAGAUUGAAACGUUGCAGACCCGCUCGACGCAAUUAAAUGCCAUGUUGGAGAACAGGCGCAAUGUGGAAAAGCUACUGGGCCCAGCUGUGGAGGAGAUCAGUAUCUCACCAAAGGCCGUGCGUACUAUCGCCGAGGGGCCCAUGGAUGAGAGCUGGGUGCGCGCCCUAAACGAAAUCGAUGCUCGAACAAUGAGCAUCGAAGCCAAAGCAGCUUCAUCUAAUGGGUUCAAGGCCAUUGAGGAUGUGCGUCCACUGUUGAUUGACUUAAAGGACAAGGCAAUCGAACGCAUACGUGAUUACUUGGUGUUGCAGAUUAGAGCAAUGCGAUCACCAAACAUCAACUCGCAAAUAAUUCAGCAGCAGCGACUACUGAGGUUCAAAGACUUAUACAGUUAUCUAUCAAAAGCUCACCCUAAACUUGCCGGAGAAAUCUCCCAAGCAUACAUCAACACAAUGCGCUGGUAUUAUAACUCCAACUUCACUCGUUAUCUCCAAGCACUCGACAAGAUCAAGAUCUACCCAAGUGAUCGAAAUGAAGUCCUCGGAGGUGAUCAUUCGCAACGAACCGGAAACAUUCUCCCUGGCAGCCGAGCUGGCUCUGCCGCACAUGAUCCGUUCUCAUUGGGUCGACGCAUUGAUAUUCUUCGAACUGGAAAUCACCAGGCGUUACCCUCUUAUCUGGCCGAGGAAGAUAGCUCGUAUCAUGGAAUCGAAGCGCCAUUCCGAAACUUCAAUGUCGCCCUCGUGGACAACAUAUCUGCUGAGUAUUCUUUUAUGACAGAAUUUUUCUCUCCCCUGACAUUCCACCAAAUCUCGCGCAAGGCCGUAGAGAUAUUUGAACCAAUCUUUGCACUGGGCCAAAAUCUGACCAAGAAACUUAUCGAGAAUACUACGGAUUCUUUGGGUGUUCUCAUGUGUGUUCGCUUAAACCAAAGAUCUGCAUUCGAGCUUCAGCGGCGCAAGGUACCUGUCGCCGAUUCAUACGUGAAUGGGAUCAACAUGCAGUUGUGGCCUCGCUUCCAGGUCAUUAUGGAUCUACACUCAGAGUCACUAAAACGAGUUGGCUCCAAUACCGGUCGCAGUGCGGUCUCAGCCUUAUCAAUCGCAGGCGGAGAUGAUUUGAAGAACUCCUCGGCACCGCAUUUCCUCACGCAACGAUUUGGUCAACUUAUGCAUGGUAUUUUGGUCCUGAGUAGCGAUGCCGGAGACGAUGAGCCUGUGUCGAACAGUCUCGCCCGGUUAAGCACCGAGUUUGAUGCUAUGUUGGCCAAACUGAGUCGAAACGGCACGGAUGCAAAGCGCAGAGAGCGAUUCCUUUUCAACAAUUAUUCAUUGAUCUUAACCAUCAUUAGUGAUACCCAAGGUAAACUGGCAGUUGAGCAGAGACAGCAUAUGGACGAGAUGCUUAAGAACUGUAGCAAGCGUUAA